AGACUCGACUUCAUUCCAUCAUGGCUGGCAAGGGAAAGACCAAGAAGAGCAAGAUGCCCGUCUCGCGUUCGGUGCGCGCCGGCCUUCAGUUCCCUGUGGGUCGUAUCCACACGUUCCUCAAGAAGCGGACGACUUCGACCGGCCGUGUCGGUGCGACUGCUGCCGUGUACAUGGCUGCCGUGCUGGAGUACCUCACCGCCGAGGUGCUCGAGCUUGCCGGUAACGCCGCCAAGGAUCUCAAGGUCAAGCGUGUGACUCCGCGUCACCUCCAGCUCGCCAUCCGUGGUGACGAGGAGCUCGACGUGCUCAUCAAGGCCACCAUUGCCGGCGGUGGUGUCAUUCCGUACAUCCACUCGUCGCUCUUCGCCAAGAAGAAGAAGAAGUAAUCGUGAUGCCCCUCCGCCUCGAGCUCCUCGGCUUUCUCCCGAGCAGCUAUCGCCCCAUGCUUCACCUCGUAGCGGUCCUUGCAUCUGUGGACAGAUGCUGGUGCUCCUCCGUUGCGAUUUUACGCGCCUGCUAAAUGACCAUGUCUCCAUCGA
This is a messenger RNA of Thecamonas trahens ATCC 50062, 539 nucleotides long. RefSeq names its product histone H2A.V. Gene Ontology annotation, molecular function: protein heterodimerization activity; DNA binding; structural constituent of chromatin. Gene Ontology annotation, cellular component: nucleosome. The record is from RefSeq and is a predicted model, not a curated record. NCBI's taxonomy places the organism in Eukaryota, Apusomonadida, Apusomonadidae. The transcript is spliced from 5 exons. The coding region runs from base 21 to 386 and encodes 121 amino acids.